AUGUCAUUCCAGUAUCAUGCAUUGUCGGAGCCUUACUCUAUUCAGAGCCCGGAAGUCACAGGGUCGCAACUUCCUCCAUUGCCACGGUCGGCUGUAUCCUUCGGUGAGCCUCAGCACCACCACCACAACAAUAACAAUGGAGCUGAAAGCCACGAAACUCUUUUAAAUAUCAGAACUUCGCAGACUUUCGAGACAAGCGGCCCUACUGCACAUCACAAGGUUCAACAUGGUUCGACGGUUCCAAAGGACAGUACUUGCUACGAACCAUCCUCAUUGCCGCCGCUGGCUUUGCGCGCAACAUUGAUGUCAUGGGCUCUCGAGAUUUGCGCGAUGAUGUUGAGCAUUGGUUCAAUCAUUGCUAUCAUUGCCGUCCUUUAUCGGGAGAACGACAAGUCACUUGACCGUUGGUCGCUUGCAGUGUCAUUGAAUACUGUUGUCUACCCUCGGCACCCUCGCGAGAACAACGCUCGCUUUCGCCCUCAGUGCUUGCAUGGACUAGUAGCUUUUGAGAGGUUCGACGAAGCGGUCCGAGGGCCCUGGGGCGGGACCCGACUUUUCAUCUGGUUGCGCGCUCGACAUUGGGCAGCCCUUGGUGCCCUGGUUAUCAUGGGCACAAUCGCAUUCGAUCCCUUCCUACAAGCUGUCAUCUCCAGUCAAGGCAGACUUGAUGAAACAGAUCAUGGCUCAAACACAACUAUCAGUCAAGCUCGACGCAUGGACACUGGGACCUUCACUGUCUUGAACAGUGUUGGCAUACUAAACAUAAUGACCUCCGCGGGAGCAAUGACAUACAUGCCUGUCCGUACCCGGCCAGACUUUGGACUUGUCGGCUCGAUCUACAAUGGCCUACGCAACACUUCCAUAUCUCGCGAGGAACCAGUCAGCUUCACUUGUAUUUCUGGUAAUUGCACGUGGCCAGUUUUUGCAUCAGCCGCAGUGUGCAGCUCCUGCGCAGACGUCUCCGCCCACCUUAAUUCAACGACUGCAUUCGGGAGACAUGGAACAUCCAUUCCAUGGGGGCAGUCCAACGCCUGGAUGUCAGCUAACUUCACUAGCUGGCAGGUACCCAAUGGUGAGAUCAGGAACUAUCACGGCUUGUCCAAUACGUUACCGGGUGGUAUUGAACAAUCGACUCUGAUGACCUUAAACACCACGACCAUUGCCGCCGAGACUCAGACCUUCCAAGAUUACGAGGCUUUGCUUAUGGCUUUCACCUUCCUCAGGGCGCCCGCCGACUACGUCAACCGGGUAACGACCUGGGAAGAGUCUAAACCUUCUGCUACGGAAUGUGCAUGGUACCUGUGUGCAAAUGCAUAUCAAGCUGUGAGCAUCAACAAUGAGCUCAACGAAACUCUCGUCGGAUCAUGGUCGCAAAAGAAGCCAGACUCAUAUGGCCCUGAUAGUACCUAUGAAGAUUACAAUACAAAAAAAGGACUUGAGAUAGCCAAUGCGGCGGCUGCAGACCUAGGCACCCAGCUCUAUGACUCAAGUGUCAUCAGAACCGAUCUACAACUGGAAAUUCCCUCCAAAGCAGCAAAGUCGCUGGGUUUACAAGAUGAGCGUUUCAAUAUCUCGCAAACCUUCAUCUUCAGCACGAUAUCAUACUUGGAACAGAUUACCCACAAACCCGGCGUAUGGGAUUCCAACAACCUCACAACGCGGAAAUAUAUACCUGGGUCCGAUACCGUAGGUUGGCCGUCGCUAGACUCUAGCAUGCCCGCUAUCGCCGACGCCUUCUGGAACUCUACUAACUUGACCAACACUUUCGAAAAUGUAGCACGCAGUAUCACUCUACAGCUGCGCAACACAUCGCCAGAUAGACACCCUGGAACACUGCAGAACUGGGUCAUCCAUGUGCGUGUGGACUGGUGGUAUCUCACCUUUCCAAUAGCCAUGCUUGCUCUUGGCUUGGUGUACGUGACGUUGGUCAUCAUCGAAUCCACGCAGUUGCGCAUCCCAGUGUGGAAAGAGAGCGCUCGCCCGACCUUGCUUUAUGGGUUCCAUGAUGAGACGCAAAGGUUACUUAGAGAAGAGACCAGCGACAAGAGGAGUCUGACGACUGUGCGGUACAGGAUGGACGAGAAGGAGGAUUGUCUGCGACUUGUGGCAGAUAGGAUGGCGUAA
Messenger RNA from Macroventuria anomochaeta, 2124 nucleotides. RefSeq lists its product as uncharacterized. The coding region runs from base 1 to 2124 and encodes 707 amino acids. The transcript is spliced from 3 exons. The record is from RefSeq and is a predicted model, not a curated record. NCBI's taxonomy places the organism in Eukaryota, Fungi, Ascomycota, Dothideomycetes, Pleosporales, Didymellaceae.